AUGAACCAGUCUUUCAUGGUGGUGGUAAUUUAUGAAAUCCAUUCAAGGCUUGCAUUCUGCAUGCUCGAAGACAACACUUGGACAGACCUUGGUGUUAAUGAAGGUUACUGCGAUAUCAUAUGCUACGAGAAUCAGCUUUCUGCACUUACAGACAACGGUUUGAUUACAGUAUUGGAUUUUCGUAGCCCUUUUCCCGCAAAAAUUAUCAGAUCUUCUGCACCAGUUUUCGAAGUUGAUCACUGUGAGAACUUUCCACGAAAUAAGUUUUUCACUCAAUCUUACUUGGUGGAAUCAUUGGGAGGUCUUUUGCUUGUCGAUAGGAUCGUCGGCUACUUUGUUAAUUCAGAGGGGAUAGCAGUGGAUGAAUAUGAUCUUCUUAGCCCUGACGAUAUGCACCCUUUGGUUUGUCCAUACUGUACAAAGCUAUUCAAUGUCGAUGAGUUAGAUCACAAACAUGAGAGAUGGGAGAAAGUGGAAUCUUUUGGUGAUCGAGUGAUAUUUGUAGGUGGAAACUACUCCAUGUCGUGUCCAUUUGUAAUCUUGAAGGAUGUGAAUCGAAUACUAUUUACUUCUCCGAUGAUAGCUGGAAUUAGGUGGAUGAGGAUUACUUGUAUGGCGGUCAUGAUUUCGACAAAUUCAACUUGA
This is a messenger RNA of Juglans regia (Persian walnut), 645 nucleotides long. RefSeq lists its product as uncharacterized. The coding region runs from base 1 to 645 and encodes 214 amino acids. Lineage: Eukaryota; Viridiplantae; Streptophyta; Magnoliopsida; Fagales; Juglandaceae. The record is from RefSeq and is a predicted model, not a curated record. The transcript has a single exon.